This is a messenger RNA of Lachancea lanzarotensis, 777 nucleotides long. Its product is annotated as LALA0S05e05820g1_1. The coding region runs from base 1 to 777 and encodes 258 amino acids. Lineage: Eukaryota; Fungi; Ascomycota; Saccharomycetes; Saccharomycetales; Saccharomycetaceae. The record is from RefSeq and is a predicted model, not a curated record. The transcript has a single exon.
AUGAGCAACGCUGCCGUCGCCGACAGAGGCGCUUACCUGUCUCAACAGAAGGACUAUAACCAUGCCACAGACACGGAGUACAAACGUCUCAGGGGGCUGGCUGACGAUGCCUACAAGAAACGGCAGACACUCUCCCAGCAAUCCCAGCAUGCAUUCAAAAACGGUGAUAAAGGUGAGGCCCACACCCUCAGCGAACAAGCGAAAGAACAGCUCCAGGUUGCCGAGAAGUAUAACAUGCAGGCUGCAGAAUACGUCUUCACUCAAAACAACGCCGAUAGCGACUCGAACGAGAUAGACUUGCACGGAUUGUACACGAAGGAAGCACAGUGGAUCUUGCAGAGAAGGAUAGCUGCAGGCGUGGCUAACCAGGAACAAAAACUUGAGGUAAUUGUUGGUAAGGGUAUCCACUCCCAAAACGGUAUCGCUAAGAUAAAGCCUGCAGUCGAAGAACUUUGCCAGCAAGCCAAUUUGCCAAACUAUGUGGAUCCCAAAAACUCGGGUGUUUUGAUCAUCGAGCUCCAAAACGCACAGGUACCAAAUUCUUGGCAGUCGAUGGAUUAUUCGACAUAUGCCCACAACAACACGGUCAGCCGCCCCAACCAAAAUGCAAAGCCCUCGCAGACCCGCCCCCAACACAAUUAUGUCCAGCAGCAACAGCCUCAAUACCAGCAGCAGCCUCAACAGCAGCACAAUGGCAACCAGGGAAACAACAAGAAUGGAGAUCUUGUUUCUACGCUGUUGAAAUUCGUGUGCAUGUGCAUCAAAAAGAAUAUGUAA